This is a messenger RNA of Cucumis melo (muskmelon), 1705 nucleotides long. RefSeq names its product UDP-glycosyltransferase 92A1. Bases 94 to 1599 code for a protein of 501 amino acids. The record is from RefSeq and is a predicted model, not a curated record. Lineage: Eukaryota; Viridiplantae; Streptophyta; Magnoliopsida; Cucurbitales; Cucurbitaceae. The transcript has a single exon. Gene Ontology annotation, molecular function: UDP-glycosyltransferase activity.
AAGAGUCGACCAAUUCCCAUUCUUCUUCUUCUUCUUCUUCUUCUUCUUCUUCUUCUUCUUCUUCUUCUUCUUCUAGCAUCCUUUGUAUCAACAAUGGAGGAUGAAAAACAAAGCAUUGUGCUAUUCCCGUUCAUGGGGCAAGGCCAUAUCAUUCCAUUUCUAGCUUUAGCUCUCCAGAUUGAACAAGUAAACACCAACUACGCCAUUUACUUUGUAAACACUCCUUUGAACCUUAAGAAACUCCGAUCUUCUCUUCCCUCAUAUUCUUCCAUUCGUUUUCUUGAAAUCCCUUUCUCAAGCUCCUCCCAUGGCCUCCCACCGGACUCUGAAAACUUCGAUACCCUUCCUUAUCACCUCAUCCUUCGCCUUUAUCAAGCUUCCGCCUCUCUCCAAUUCAAAUCCUCUUUCAAAGAAGCAAUACAAGCUCUCACAGCUCGCUGCCAUGGCCGCCCCCCACUCUGUAUCAUCUCUGACAUCUUUCUUGGUUGGACUGCCAAUGUCGCCAAACAACUCGGCGUCUACCACGCAAUAUUUAGCGGCACUGGUGGUUUUGGCCUCGCUUGCUACGUCUCUCUUUGGCUCAACCUUCCUCAUCGGAACGUCGUCGCCCACGACUUCUCUCUGCCGGAUUUUAAAGAAGGUACCGUUCAGCUCCAUAAGACCCAGUUGCCGACCAACAUCGCGGAAGCUGACGGUGAAGACGAUUGGUCGAUUUUCCAGCGGGAAAAUUUAUCGGCGUGGGUGGACUCACAGAGCUUGCUUUUCAACACAGUCGAGGAGUUUGAUCAAAUUGGGCUGUCGUAUUUCAGGCGUAAGUUCCCGGGGCUUCAUGUUCGUCCAAUCGGCCCACUUGUUUUGCGAUUAAAGACCCGGGAUCGUAUUGGGAACACAACAGGAGUAAUCACAAGAGAAACCAUUCUAAAAUGGCUGGAUUCGAAGCCAUCGAACUCUGUUUUGUACGUUUCGUUUGGGUCGAUGAACACGAUUUCGUCGUCGCAGAUGAUGCAAUUAGCGAAAGCACUAGAAGCCAGCCAGAAGAACUUCAUCUGGGUAGUACGACCACCGAUCGAGGUGGACAUAAACUCAGAAUUCAAUGGGAAGGAAUGGCUGCCGGAAGGGUUCGAAGAGCGAAACAGAGCAACAGGAAGGGGGUUAGUGGUACAGAACUGGGCACCCCAAGUGGAAAUUCUAUCGCACAGAGCAGUAUCGGCAUUUCUAUCGCACUGUGGAUGGAACUCGGUGAUGGAAUCACUAGGGCAUGGAGUGCCGUUGAUGGGGUGGCCACUGGCCGGAGAGCAGUUCUUCAACGCGAAAUAUCUAGAGGAGGAAAUGGGGGUGUGUGUGGAGGUAGGGAGAGGAAAGAAAAGCGAAGUGAAUAGUGAAGAUGUAGUGAAGAAGAUGGAAGAGGUGAUGGAAGAGAAGAAGGAGAUAAUGAGGAGAAAUGUAGAGAAAGUUAAAGAGACAAUGGAGAAGGCAUGGGAACAAAGGGAAAGCUUCAAUGGAUCUUCUGCUAAAUCAUUCCAUGAUUUUCUGAGUGAUGCACAGCAAAAUCAUCAACAAACAAGUGAUGCAAAAGAGUGGAGGGAGAUGGAAAGAUAGUUUUAUUUUCAAAUAUAGCAAAUUUAAUGUAUUAAAUAUAAUCUAGUUAUAUUUUAUAAAUAUUUUAUCGGUUUGCAAUUUAUAAUAAUUAUAUUUAUUAUAUAGA